CUGCUUCCUCAUAGCCAACUUGAACUUGGUCUUACCUGCAGCAGCAUGCCAACUGAUCGACGUAAGGGUUAAAGCUGGAAGCAACCGCAGCAGUAUCUCAGACUAUCUGCUCCCCGCAGUCCGUGCUUCCAUUACCAAUAUCCGCAUUCCGGGCGACAGAUUCGAGGAAGACGUAACAAAAUGGUGCCGGCAGGGCUGCUGCAGACCAGCCUGAUCUGGGUCGCAUACGGCGUAGCUGUCGUUCUUUGUCUUUUUGUCGCCGUCAUCACAACGCUCACAUGGCAAACUCGGUACGAACGGUCGGUCGCCGUGAGCAUUGUCUCAAUUAUCAGCCUGACCUCGUUGCUCGCCACUGUUUUCCUGCUCCCCGUCGAUAUCGCGCUUGUCUCGUCAACCGCGUCGGCACACCUCGGCGCAAAGAAGGAUUGGGCAACGCCCGAGCGGAUUGACGGUAUUCUCUUGACGCUGAAGAUAGUGUACUACACGCUUUAUACGCUGGACGCCCUACUAUGCCUCCUCGUCAUACCGUUCACUUACUUCUGGUACGAGGAAUACGAUGAGGUGGAGCAGCAAGAGCAACCGAGCAGCUGGGGAGCUCGCUUCUGGCACGCUUUCAAGUAUACCCUUGGCUUCGUGUUCUUGGUGGUGAUUCUCUUCCUCAUCGGUUUCUUCGUGCCGGCAGCCGGGAAGGAUCGCGGAAGACACAUGGACCUGGACUACUUCAAGCGCCUGCUUGCGGCGAACAAUGGGGAGAAGGCGCUGACCUUUGGUGUCGGCCUGCUCAUGACCCUUGGCACCCUUCUCUACAUAUUAUACACGGGUGCUGGUCUGGCUCUGCUUCCUGUGUCCUUCAUCAAGUCCGCUCCGUCCAUCUCCGCCCCCCAGCUGUCGGCGUCAACCAGCUCCGCGCUGGAGCGCAACCGCGAGCUCCAGCGGCAGCUGGAGAUACGUAACGCCGGUCGCCCGGAAGGGAUGUCUCAGAAGGACCGAAGAGAGAGGGACGCACUUCUACGCGAGGAACUCACCCUCGUGCGCCGUGAGAGGUUGGCGGCGGAAGCGCGUGGAGAGGGCCGCAGCAGGAUCUACCGCGCCUGGACCAAGGUUCAAGCCGUCUUCCGACCCCUGAAGCUCCUCGGCGGCAUCUUCCUCCUACUCCUGGCCAUCCUCAUCUGGGUAUCGAUGCUCAUCACGGGGAUUGACAAGGCCGCCAACUCCAUCUGCAAGCAGCGAUGUGGCUACAUUCUGGGCCAUCUCAACGUCUUUCAACCUGUCAACUGGAUCUUCGUCCAGUCAGCCAAGGCCUUCCCGGCCGAUUACAUUCUCAUGGCGCUCCUGGUCAUUCUCUUCUUCAGCAGCUCCAUCACGGGUCUCGCCUCGAUCGGCAUCCGCUUCCUGUGGGUGCGCAUCUUUCAGAUAAAGAAAGGUCGCACCGCCCCGCAGGCUCUCCUCAUCGCUACCGUACUGCUGGCGCUCAUGACGCUCGCCAUCAACUACGCCAUUGCCAUGGUCGUUGCCCCGCAGUACGCCAUCUACGGCACCCAGACCUUCUGCGUCAACGCCCCCCGCCACCCGGGCGAGCAGCCCGACUGCCGCGAACACCGGGACAUGGUCCGUCCUUGCUCCGAAGUGUUUAGCGAGCCCGCCGCCAAGGACGUGUGCACGCCCACGGUCAUGUCGACCUUCCUCAACCGGAUCACGCUCAACUGGCCCGUGUUCGGCGCUGUCGAUUUCUGGGCCCAGUUUGCAUUCUUGGCUGUAUUUUUGAUUGUCUUCAUCACCAGCCUGUUCCGGACACCGAGACUCAACCUUAGCGAGAUCGAUGAGGAGGCUGAGGUGGAUGAGGAGGAGGGCCUACUGGCGAGUACGGGCAGGAGAUUCGGUGCCACUUGGCAGGAUAUUACGGGGCGGACAACGAGGACGGUUCCUGGACAAGGACGGGCUGACGGCUACGGCACAGCUGCGGAUAGGAAUGGGGUUAGCUCGGGCGCUCGGACUUGAGGUAAACGAAUGGAUGGAUGGGGAUUUCGUGAUGACAUGACGAAAAGGGAACAAAAAGGGACUGGGACGCGAAAUGGAAUUUGGGCAGCGGGUUACUGGCGCGGUUAUGGGAUCUCAUACACGAAGUUGCACUCCUAGAACUUCUGCGUGUGGGGUGUGGCGGUGUUCGAUGGUUUCUUCGGACGGGUACGGCAACUGUUGAUACGUGGUUACUAGUUGCUCUCAGAGCGUUGUCUCACUGGUCAAGGAUAGGUUGGCUUAGGCUGGAACGGAUCGGCCACUAUAUCUUAUUUGUCAUUUCGGCGGAACUCGGGCGAGAAUGACUGUAUCACUCUCGAAUCAAUAGCGAAUA
Messenger RNA from Chaetomium strumarium, 2350 nucleotides. RefSeq lists its product as uncharacterized. Bases 181 to 1998 code for a protein of 605 amino acids. The record is from RefSeq and is a predicted model, not a curated record. The transcript has a single exon. Lineage: Eukaryota; Fungi; Ascomycota; Sordariomycetes; Sordariales; Chaetomiaceae. Gene Ontology annotation, biological process: protein localization to vacuole. Gene Ontology annotation, cellular component: vacuolar membrane.